Messenger RNA from Dictyostelium discoideum AX4, 687 nucleotides. It is a transcript of the gene drpp20, whose product is annotated as RNase P protein subunit. The transcript is spliced from 3 exons. Gene Ontology annotation, cellular component: ribonuclease MRP complex; nucleolar ribonuclease P complex; nucleolus. The coding region runs from base 1 to 687 and encodes 228 amino acids. Gene Ontology annotation, biological process: tRNA 5'-leader removal; RNA processing. The record is from RefSeq and is a predicted model, not a curated record. NCBI's taxonomy places the organism in Eukaryota, Evosea, Eumycetozoa, Dictyosteliales, Dictyosteliaceae. Gene Ontology annotation, molecular function: nucleic acid binding.
AUGAGCGAUACUGAAUUCGAAGAAAAUGAAACAAAUAUUGACGAAACAGAGGAAGAUUAUAAUGAAGAUGAUGAAAAUUUAAUGUCCGACCAUAAAGAAUUUUUAUUAUUAAAUGAUCCCACAAAAUAUGUAUAUAUGAGAAGAGUUGUACAAAGACCUUAUGCAAAGAAAAAUGAAAUUUAUUUAUCAAAUAAUGGCAAAUUUUUAUAUUAUGUAAAAAGAGCAAAAAAUUUAUUAUUUAAUCAAAGGGAAAAAGAAAUUAUAAUUCAUGGAUUAGGUGCAGCAAUUUCAUUAGCAGUUGAAUUAUCAUUAUAUUUACAAAAAGAUAUUGAAGGAUUAACAUUAUCAACAACAACAUCAUCAGAAGAAAUCAUUGAUCAAUAUGAUCCACUCGUUAAUGAUUUAGAACCAGUUUUAAAAAUUAGACAUGCAUCAGCUAUUCAUAUUAAAAUUAUUAAUGACGGUUCUUCAACAAAUCCAAAUACAACAAACUCUACAACUACUACUACCACUACAACUUUAACUCCAAUCAAUUUUAGAACAACUAGCAAGAAAUCAAAUUCACAAUCAAAAGAAAAUAAAAAAUUAUUAAAGAGACAAGAAUUAGAUAAAAAAGUUGAACAAGCUAAAUCACAACAAAAACAACAAAGAGAACAACAACAAUUAAAAGUUCAAGAAACAUGUUAA